Messenger RNA from Camelus dromedarius (Arabian camel), 1181 nucleotides. Its product is annotated as prolyl 3-hydroxylase family member 4 (inactive). Gene Ontology annotation, molecular function: collagen binding. Lineage: Eukaryota; Metazoa; Chordata; Mammalia; Artiodactyla; Camelidae. Gene Ontology annotation, biological process: peptidyl-lysine hydroxylation; collagen fibril organization. The transcript has 2 exons. The coding region runs from base 1 to 228 and encodes 75 amino acids. Gene Ontology annotation, cellular component: endoplasmic reticulum. The record is from RefSeq and is a predicted model, not a curated record.
AUGCUCUACCACAACCAGACAGCUGAGCUGCAGGAGCUGCUGGACUUUGCACACAUGUACCUGCAGGCAGAUGAUGAGAUGGAGCUGGAGGAGACAGAACCACCCAUGGAGCCUGAGGACCCUCCAUCUGAUACCGUUUGGGGGGAGGGCGACUACGAGGAGAGCAUCUAUACUGACUGGUGGCAGGAGCCGGAUGCCAAGGGUGAUGAGGCUGAGGCCGGUCAGUGACUUGAUCCUGGUAGAAGGGUGGGGAUGCAGCCUGGGAUGGAGUUUGGAGACAGCGGGAUCCAUGCCCCUCGCUGCAGACUCUGUGGAGUAAGUGUAAUGGGUGUUGGCACGUCUCCUCUGGGAACUUCUAGCCUGUUAGCAACUCCCUUCCCCCUUGGUGGAGGACGACAGCAACUUUCCUAGAGCAGGGACCAACUGAGACCUGUUCCUGGGGAGCCUCACUGCUCCCUGACCCACCUCCCCUGAGGACAGCACCCAGACACCUGUUGGGAACGGGGUGGGGGGCUAAUCCCAGUGCUCUCUCCUUUCAUUUUCAGAGCCAGAGUCUGAACUAGCAAGAGAAGAGGGCCCCCCUGCACCUCUCAAGAACUUGGGAAGCCUGGCCCAGUGGCACCACACUCACUGGCAUGGGCAGCAACAAGAACUAUUUAUUAAACAUGUAAAAUGGACACAGCUGAGCAGGCCGCAUCCUGUCCCACCUGGAAGCACUGCUCCCCACGCAAUGGAGAACAAAUCUGACUCCAUAUGGAUCAGUUCCUUUAGUUUGAACCACUGUGCCCUGCUUUCUAGGCUUAGUCUUGCUGGCUCUGCACCUUUUGUGAAACUAUGUUGCCUUUAGCCUGAAAUAUACAGGAGAGCCUAUUCUCAGGAUCUGACUUUUAAGGAUGUUAUUAGCACUCCACUUUUGGAGAGAUGGAAGUUGCAAAAUAGAGAAAAAGCUUUGUUUUGUUGGAGGUUUACAGGGCACCAUGGCCUGACCCACAGGAACGGCUGCAAGAACAAAGAAUUCCUGCAGGAAGAAGCUUGCAACAACCAACCACACUCCAUUCCCAUUUUUUUGUAUAAAAGAAACCUAUAUUCUGACUAGGGGAGGGUGAUUCUCCAAGACAUUAAUCGGCCAUCCUCUUGGUCUGCCUGCUUUCCGAAUAAAGUCGCUAUUCCUUGCCCCAACA